Molecule: messenger RNA, 204 nt
Organism: Penicillium coprophilum
Lineage: Eukaryota; Fungi; Ascomycota; Eurotiomycetes; Eurotiales; Aspergillaceae
Exons: 1
Coding region: 1-204 (67 amino acids)
Source: RefSeq, a predicted model, not a curated record
AUGGUCGAUGGAGAGUCCAGGAAAAUGAAGUCUGUCUCCACGGAGGUCGCAGAGGCACUGCCCACAGGUUUGGAUACUGCUCUUCCCCCCGAUAUGCUUCGUGCCAUUAUACAGAACCGAGGCUCCAAUCCAAAGGAAGAAGAAAGGAAGAAGGUGAAUAUCUAUAUCUUGCCAGUGGCUGAAGGCGAUGGAAGAACUAACUAG